UUUUUUUACUUAAUUUUUUUUGGUGGGGUUUUUCCUAUAGUUAUAAAGAUAUAUUGUAUGUGUGUGUAUAUAUAUGGCGUCAUUGUUUCAUCAUUAUUCUACUCGUGUUAGCCUAUCCCCAAAUUCUUGCUCCCCUUCGCCUUAUUGUUCUUCAACCUCUUCUUCCAGUCUUCGCCCAAGGUUUAAUCGGAAAUUCAUCAGCCUUUCAGAUAUGAAUAAUCUCUGGAAAAAUUUAAGCCUAAAAGCUCUUUCCAUGGCUACAACUCAAGGAGACAUUGCAUCUCCGAGUGGCAUCGUUGAUGAAGGAGAUAACCCUGAGCAUCUUCUUGUCCUUGUUCACGGCAUCAUGGGAAGCCCGGGUGACUGGACUUAUGUACAAGCAGAGCUGAAGAGGCAGCUGGGAAGAAAUUUUAUGAUCUAUGCAAGCUCCGCUAACGCCUACACCAAAACAUUUACCGGGAUUGAUGAGGCUGGAAAACGACUAGCGGAUGAAAUUAUGCUAGUCGUGAAAGAGAGAAAGAGCCUAAAAAAGAUAUCUUUUCUAGCUCAUUCUCUCGGUGGAUUGAUUGCGAGAUAUGGAGUUGCUGCUCUUUAUACCCCAAUCGUAUCUAGCGAUUUGUCUACUGGAAACAGAAACCCACUGAGCUCUUCAAAUAACGGGUUGAUUGCUGAGCUGGAACCGAUCAAUUUUAUCACGUUGGCAACCCCGCAUCUUGGAGUUAGAGGCAACAAGCAGCUUCCGUUUCUCUUUGGAGUCUCGAUCUUGGAAAAACUUGCUGCACCAAUGGCUCCCAUUUUCGCUGGUCACACCGGUAGUCAGCUCUUCCUUACAGACGAAGAACCUAACAAACCGCCUCUUCUGCUACGAAUGGCAUCGGAUUGUGAAGAUGGGAAGUUUAUAUCUGCACUCGGUGCUUUCAGAUCCCGCACGAUUUAUGCUAACAUCUGUUAUGACCAUAUGGUCGGUUGGCGCACAUCCUCUAUAAGAAGGGAGACGGAACUUAUUGAGAAGCCACCUACACGAUCUUUGGACGGUUACAAGCACGUUGUCGAAGUUGAACAUUGCCCCCCCAUUUCAUCGGACGGUCCUCGUUUCCCUCCCGAAGCAACCAAAGCGAAGGAGGCUGCUCAAAACGAACCCAGCACACAAAAUACAUUAGAAUAUCACGAAAUUCUGGAAGAGGAAAUGAUACGCGGCUUGCAACAACUGGGGUGGAAGAAAGUUGACGUUAGCUUCGAGUCUGCACCCCUGCCCUUCUUUGCUCAUAACAAUAUCAAUGUGAAGAACGAGCGGAUUCAUAAUGCUGGAGCUGGAGUUAUUGCUCAUGUCGUCGACACCAUAAAGCAACAAGAAUCCGACACACUGGUUGCUGCUACCUUGUAGCACUUGUAAUUGCAAACAGGUGUUUAAGAAUUAAGAAUUAAGAAUUAAGAAUAUAUAUAUAUAUAUAUAUAUAUACACACACAGGGCUGUAUACUGUACAUUCUGAUAUGGAUUACAAAUAUUAUCAAAAUCUGAUUCUUUCUUCCUGUUUGAUCCUAAA
This is a messenger RNA of Ipomoea nil (Japanese morning glory), 1544 nucleotides long. Its product is annotated as putative lipase YOR059C. Lineage: Eukaryota; Viridiplantae; Streptophyta; Magnoliopsida; Solanales; Convolvulaceae. The record is from RefSeq and is a predicted model, not a curated record. The transcript is spliced from 11 exons. The coding region runs from base 74 to 1384 and encodes 436 amino acids.